This is a messenger RNA of Zingiber officinale, 1215 nucleotides long. RefSeq lists its product as uncharacterized. The transcript has 3 exons. Bases 1 to 1215 code for a protein of 404 amino acids. NCBI's taxonomy places the organism in Eukaryota, Viridiplantae, Streptophyta, Magnoliopsida, Zingiberales, Zingiberaceae. The record is from RefSeq and is a predicted model, not a curated record.
AUGAGAAAGGCAAAUAGGUAUUUUGAUUUGGGAGUUCGACACUUCGAACCAGUCGGCGGCGCAGGCGGCAGCGGCACGGCGGCAGCGACUACUCGCUCCGCAGUAGGUGAACUCCGGUGUGGAGGUCUCAGAUCUCUGCGAAACUACGACGAGAAGGUUCUCGAUCCCGAUUCGAGAGAAAGGUUUCAUAUACUUCAAAUGAGAAAUACUGUUACGAUUGAUAAAUUUUUUCAAAGGAAGAGAGCAAAUAAACUGGAUCCGGCUACUCCGAUGACUCUAUCGACAAGAUCAAAUAAUGAUGAUCUUCCAUCUGAAAUUCCUCCUAAAAGAUUCAAAAAUACAGAAACUGAAGAGGUUGAUCUUGAUUCUUUAGAGCGUGAUCCAAGAUUGCGUCGACAAAUUUGGGAAUAUCAUCCUAAUCAACGAGACGAGAUUCGUCGAGUUUAUUUGAAUCUGAAAGCAUAUCAACCUAUUCUUCAAGAAUAUCCAUUAAAUAAAAUAUUAAGCACCCUCGAAGAUUUCAGUCAACUUGGAUACUUAAAUCUAACUACAUUUACUGUUGAUGGAUUUGAUAAGUGGAAGAAAAUUCGAAAUGGAAAAGCUUGUGCUUUCCUAGGCCAUAUGGGAAAGGAUAAUGUAUCUUCACCCCAUCGUAAUGCUGAAAAGGCAUGUGAGGAUUUGAUGAACCAAACACAACAUAUAUCAAGGAGAUUUGAUAAUUUUAAUGAUGAACAAGUUGCAACUAAUCGUCUUCGAUUGAAGGCUCACAUACACGUGGUGUUAUUACUUGCACUUCAAGGAAUUCCGUUUAGAGGUCAUGCUGAGAAAUCUAGUUCAUUUUAUCAUGGCAAUUUUCUUGAAUUUUUGGAUGUGCUGACCAUGUACAAUGAUGAACUUUCAAAGGCAAUUGUGAAAUCUCCAAAAAAUGCCAAAUAUACAAGUCACAAUAUUCAGAAACAAAUACUUCAUAUGCUUUCGGUGAGAGUGAAAAAUACAAUUCGUGAAGAAAUUGGAGUUGCCAAGUAUUGCAUAAUUGUUGAUGAAGCCCGAGAUGAGUCAAAAAGAGAGCAAAUGUCUAUAGUAUUGAGGUUUGUGGAUAGUAAUGGAUUCAUUCAAAAACAUUUUUUUGGCCUUGUUCAUGUAUCUGAUACUGCGGCUUUAACUUUAAAGGAUGCUAUAUAUUCUGCUUUGGCUCACUACAAUUUGGAUGUUUAA